This is a messenger RNA of Prorocentrum cordatum, 576 nucleotides long. The record is from the annotation of a GenBank genome assembly. NCBI's taxonomy places the organism in Eukaryota, Dinophyceae, Prorocentrales, Prorocentraceae.
GAGGCCCCUGCGGUCACGGCGGCGCACUACAUCUGCGACUUCGGGCACUUGCCCCUCGGGCACACCAGCCACAGGCAGGUCGUCAUCCACAACGGGUGCGCCGAGGCGGUCAGCAUCGUGAUGGACAAGAAGGUCCUCACGGAGCACGGCGUCACCGUGAUGCCAGACAAGGUCAGGUCUAUACCCGCGAGGGGGUCGCAGACGCUGCAGCUCAGCGCCACGCGCCCGUUCGAGGAGGCGGAGGCCCAGGUGGAGUUCGACUGGUUCGUCCCCAUCAGAGGCGGGCCGCUGUACAAGAUUAGCAUGGUCGCCAACUUUGUUCUUCCGGACUUCCUGAUCUCCUCUGGCUCGGUCGACUUCGGCCGCGUGCUGGUGGGCACGCAGAAGCGCGUGACACUGGAGUUCAGGAACCACAAGACCGUCGCGGUGGACUGGUCCUUCCAGGAGCCGAGGGGCCCCGCGAACAAGAAGCUGCCCUGGGACCAGGUCGUCUUCAGCAUGACGCCCUCGUUCGGCUCCAUGGCGCCGGGCGCGACGAUGCGCGUCGUGGCGUCCUUCUCGCCACGCGAGGGGAAG